This is a messenger RNA of Cyphellophora attinorum, 342 nucleotides long. RefSeq lists its product as uncharacterized. The record is from RefSeq and is a predicted model, not a curated record. NCBI's taxonomy places the organism in Eukaryota, Fungi, Ascomycota, Eurotiomycetes, Chaetothyriales, Cyphellophoraceae. The transcript is spliced from 2 exons. The coding region runs from base 1 to 342 and encodes 113 amino acids.
AUGGCGACCCAAGUCUAUCGCUCAUCGGACGCGUCAGUCGAUAUUCAGGCGGAUGUUGUGCUCGACGCGUUGGAGAUCGAGGCCAUGAAGAAGGUCAUGUUCGAGAAGGCCAGGGCCAAUGGGGAUGGAGAUGCCGAGGAGCUCAAACGGUCAUACAUGGUGUACAAGGAUGGAGUCGAUCAUCGAAUCGAGAAGCUGUUCUGGUUCCAGAACGGAGUCAAGGGAUUCUUGGAGAGGGUGAAGGAUGUCAAAGAAAAGGACAUGUCUCCAGAGGACAAAGACUUGCUGGCUCGCCUGGGACAGAUUCUGAUCGCGCAAGCAGACCGCGAACGAGUGGAGUGA